AUGUCUGGACGCCGCUCCUACUCUUCUGCCGCCACUCCCUCCUCCCCGUCCCCCUCCCCCUCCUUCUCCUCUCCUUCCCCCUGCCCCUGGUCCUCUCCUUCUGCCCUCGCCCCUGGUCCCUCCUCCUGGUCCUGGUCCUCUCCUCCUGCUCCGGCCCCCUCCUCCUGCCCCUGGUCCUCUCCUUCCGCCCCAUCCUCCUGGUCCUCCCCUCCCGCUCCGGCUUCCUCCUCCUCCUCGUCCUCUUGGUCCUCUCCUUCCACUCCCGCUGCCGUUCCCGUUCCCGCUUCCUCCUCCGCCUCCUCUGUCGAUGAGCUAUUGGCUUCAAUGGCUUCCACGUCUAUCAAUGAGGUGGAGAACGAAAGACUGCCUGUCAAGGCAUACGUCUUCGUCUCCAUUGACUUGGAGGCAACCACGCACGAGUACAACUGCAUUGCCAAUGGCAAGGUUUAUCCUCGCUCAACGCCAACACAGAUUGGCAUCUCGGUCCUCCGUGCGACCGGGGACAACGCGGCCCUUUACGCGAAGGAUCCGUGUUCGGAAGCUGGCACCGAAUUCCGCCACAUCUUCAUCAAGGAAUUCAAAAAGUACAGGACCAGAGUUGGAAAGCUCAAACAAGGUGAAAAGGUCGCCUUUCAAUACGGCCGCACCGAGUUUCACGAGCUCGCCAAGGUCAAUGGGCUGAUCAAAAAGCUUAUUGAGGAGGAGUCCAAAUAUGGACAAGUGGUCUUGGUUGGUCAUGCCAUUCAAAAUGACCAAGCCUUUUUGGAGAAAGCGGGGAUCGACGCUUUCGAUCGUUUCUUCCCGGAUGCCAUUGAUACACAGGCGAUCCAUCUCGAGCCGGGAAGCAAGAACGGUCGAAGUCUCCUCAACUUGGUCUGGGGCUACGACCCUUCCGUCCAGCCUGGAUGGGAGCACAACGCUGGCAACGAUGCCGCGUGGACGCUUUGGGUCUUGGCCAACAAGUUCCCAGACCUUCUUAGGGUCUCGGAUUCCGGCGAGGAGAUGAUCAUCGACUCGUAUAAGAAGCUCAGAUUUCCUUCAAGGAUGAGCAGACAAAGUCGUCUUUACGAGGAUCAAGAUGACAUUGAGGAGUCGGGCGGUUGGGGGAUUGAGAAUUGGAAAACCCCCUCUGCUUGGGACUCAUAG
Messenger RNA from Sclerotinia sclerotiorum 1980 UF-70, 1146 nucleotides. RefSeq lists its product with no specific name. The transcript has a single exon. The coding region runs from base 1 to 1146 and encodes 381 amino acids. Lineage: Eukaryota; Fungi; Ascomycota; Leotiomycetes; Helotiales; Sclerotiniaceae. Gene Ontology annotation, cellular component: nucleus. Gene Ontology annotation, molecular function: nucleic acid binding. The record is from RefSeq and is a predicted model, not a curated record.